UUGAAGUUGAACCUGUAAAAUAUCUCAAAAACCCAACACCCUUUUCCGGCGUCAAAAUGUCGUCGUUUAUAGCGGAUUUCCUCCAUCAGGCUGGUGGCACCGCCGUCAUUGACGGAGGUCUGGCGACGGAGCUGGAACGCCAUGGCGCCGAUCUCAACGAUCCGCUUUGGAGCGCCAAAUGCCUCCAUUCCUCCCCUCACCUCAUUCGCGAGGUACACCUUGAUUACUUGGAAAAUGGUGCAGACAUUAUAAUCACAGCAUCUUAUCAAGCCACCAUUCAAGGUUUUAAAGCGAAGGGCUUUUCUAAUGAAGAAAGUGAAGCCUUGCUCAGAAGAAGCGUUGAAAUUGCUUGCGAGGCCCGCGAUGUGUAUUAUGAAAGAUGUGCUGCAUUCUCUUCGGGUGGUGGGGCUGAUGGUAGAAUCCUCAAACAACGCACUAUCCUAAUUGCAGCAUCAGUGGGGAGCUAUGGAGCUUAUUUGGCUGACGGAUCAGAGUACAGUGGGGAUUAUGGUGAUGCUAUGACAUUGGAAACUCUUAAAGAUUUUCAUCGGAGAAGAGUUCAAAUUUUAGCAGGUUCAGGUGCUGACCUACUUGCUUUUGAGACAGUGCCAAAUAAGCUUGAAGCUCAGGCUUACGCAGAGCUUCUGGAAGAAGGGGACAUAAAGAUUCCAGCAUGGUUUUCUUUUAACUCUAAGGAUGGAAUUAAUGUUGUUAGCGGUGAUUCUUUACUGGAAUGUGGCUCCAUUGCUGAAUCAUGCAACAAAGUUGUUGCUGUUGGAAUCAACUGUACCCCACCUAGAUUUAUACAUGGUCUGAUAGUAUUGCUUAAGAAGGUAGAGCCUCAGGUGACUACAAAACCAAUUGUUAUAUAUCCAAACAGUGGGGAAACUUAUGAUGCUGACGUAAAGGAGUGGGUGCAAAAUACUGGUGUUACAGAUGAAGAUUUUGUCUCGUAUGUAAAUAAAUGGUGUGAGUUAGGGGCUUCCCUUGUAGGUGGCUGUUGCAGAACAACCCCAGCUACUAUUAGAGGGAUAUACAGGAUACUCUCCAGCAAUCAAUCUUCUACUUUUGCCACUAAGUGACUGCCCUGUCUUCAGAAAGGAGGCCAAUGCGCAAAUCAAUCUAAUUUACAUGUUAAAGAAGGCUGGCAGCUGCACGGGGUCAUGUUUUCUUCUUUGGACUGAAAUGGGAAGAUUAAUGGCUAAUUUGUGAGCUAUCCCUUUUGCAUUAUUGGUCAAUGCAACUUGGAGCUAGCAGCCUGAGAAUUGCAGUUUGUGCACUUGACAUUUAAAGAUCAAGGAAAAGAUAUGUUUGUGCU
Messenger RNA from Gastrolobium bilobum, 1318 nucleotides. Its product is annotated as selenocysteine methyltransferase-like. Bases 57 to 1082 code for a protein of 341 amino acids. The transcript is spliced from 7 exons. Gene Ontology annotation, biological process: S-methylmethionine cycle. The record is from RefSeq and is a predicted model, not a curated record. NCBI's taxonomy places the organism in Eukaryota, Viridiplantae, Streptophyta, Magnoliopsida, Fabales, Fabaceae. Gene Ontology annotation, molecular function: zinc ion binding; S-adenosylmethionine-homocysteine S-methyltransferase activity.